Dimorphilus gyrociliatus is the source of this 1069-nucleotide messenger RNA. NCBI's taxonomy places the organism in Eukaryota, Metazoa, Annelida, Polychaeta, Dinophilidae. The record is from the annotation of a GenBank genome assembly.
AAUGGCUACGAAAUCUAAUGAUAAUGAAACUGAGGAAUUGACAGCAGGAACUAGUGAUUUAAAAUUAGAUUCUGAGCACUUUGAAUGUAAAAUAAAAAUACCAAUAAAACUACUGCUUCAUCAAAGGUCAGACAGAACUGUCCUAGACAAAAAGCGCACACCCUUGGAUAUAGCUACUGAGGAUCAUCCUAAUGGAGUAUUUUUCUACCCACGACUGGUGGACAAUGUUGGAGACACACAACAAACUAUUAAAUUAUACAGCGAUUGGGAUAAAGAAAAAAGAAUAUUUCAUUUGAAAACAAUAAAUCUCAACUUAGAAAAAAGAAAAAUUACCAUUUUUCCACGUGACUUUAAAGGAAAUGAGGAGAAACCAGGACUUUUAACUUAUAAUAUUUCAAAGGAUGGCAAAUGUGAUUUCGAAAAGUCUCAAUUGAUCAUUGAAUGGAAUCAAGAUACAAGCAUGAAUGCAACUUUGGAGGAAAAAUUGGAUAGAGUUCGGAAUAUAAGAAUUGGAGCAUUUAAUAUUAAAAAGGGAAAGAUUGAGCAAGAAAUUUCAAAAGUCAUACAAAAUUUUGAUUUGCUUGCCUUACAAGAAUUGACAGCUGACCCUAUAGAUUAUGGAAAAAUAUUGAAAAAUUUAAAUGAACAGCUAAAUGAGAAAAAUCAAUGUCCAUAUUACAUAAUAAUUGGCGGAAAAUUCCACAAUGAAAACUCUGCUUAUCUUUACAAUACAAAAUAUUUUGUUAAUAUUUGCAACACUGACAGUAAAGAUUUGGAUUGUGCAAAAACAUGGGAGGCUGAAGAAGAAAAUCAUAAAAUGUUGAUGCAUCAAUUUUUUCGACCACCACUUAUUGUUUCUUUUCAAACAAAAUAUUGUGAAUUGGAUACAUUUACCUUUAUUUCUUUGCAUACUAACCCUAAUAAGAAUGCAAAAAAUAAAAAAAUUGGAAAUAUAUUACAUUGUUACCCUUCAACAGUUACAGGGAUAAACAAUCUUUUCAAAUUGUCAAAAGAUAUAACAACAGAAUAUCAUGAUGAGGUUGUGAUUCUCUUGGGAAAAAAAUAUUAG